AUGGAGGACCACGUCGAUAUCCCAGACGAGUCGAUGCAACACAUUGAGGCUUUGCUGGCAAGGCAUCCGCCUCAUCUGAUCCAACGCAUGUUCUCUCAGGCACUCGAAUCACGCCGUAAUUCAACUGCUUCCUCUUUCAUGUCCACAAGUACCGCCAGUUCCACCGCAACAUCGUCUUCUGGCUCAUCAUGGAGAUCUCGUCUUUCCAUAGGAUCCACAUUCUCAUCAUCAACAGGAAACAGCGAUGCGGCGCCUUCGAGUGCUUCGUCCAUGUCUUCGCGCUCCCGGACGAGGCGAACAGAGCCUCGUUCGUUCCCAGCUCGACUUGAUCCUACCCGGCCGGUACCGGCCCCCUCCUCGGAACUCAGCAGUCCGGUGGAGAUGAAAGUGGAGCCAAGCUUUACGCCGACCGACGACAUCAGUGUUGCAUCACCAAUUUUGUUUCCAGACGACAAGUCGCAAAGCCAAUCUGGCGAGCCCUACAUGUUUUGCACAUAUUGUGCCGAAUCAAAAUUGCAAAAGACGUUCAAGGCCAAAUCCGACUGGAAGAAGCAUGAGAUGAGGAUGCACGAGACGGGAGAGGACUGGCAAUGUGUAGUGCUUGGCUGUAGUCGCAUCUUUGACCGCCAAAAGGACUUCAUCAAGCAUCAUCAGCGCUACCACUCGGGACGACCUUUGCCAUCUCUGACCGACAUUGGUAUCACUUUGCUCCCGAGAAGAGUGUUUGGCUGCGGGUUCGACAAGUGCAAGGAGGUUAGCAUUGGAUGGGAUGAACGAUGCGACCACGUGGCAAAGCACAUGAAGAAUGGCGCAACCUAUGACCAGUGGAAGUAUUCAAAUGUCAUCAGGAACUUGAUCCGACAAGAAGCAUUGCAUGAUACCUGGAAAGAGCUGAUUGGCUGCUUGGAUGAGAGGUUGCGCGAAAGCCGUUCCCAGAUCAGUUGGUGUCCUGAUAAUUCACGGAUUCUACGACAGAAGCUGCAAUGCUGCGAUUUACGGCCGAGUCGAGAGGAAGUACUCAUCACUGCAUUGAGCCUACGCUCCGACAUUCCCCUGGAUCCCGUCCAUCAACAACUGCCACCUGGAUUCGUCACCCCGAGCCGGGAUUCCGUACCAAACGUCGACAAACUCUCUCGCGAGCAACGCAUGCAUGUGUUGAUUGGAAACUCCAAUAUUGAGAUUACACGGACGCGCCUCGCUGCCAUCAACGCUGCUCUGCUACGAGUCAGUAGCAAUCUUCCGCAGCUACCAGACUACGAAUGUGAAUCUUCCUCGUUUGCAGAACCACAGUCACCAGCAGGCGAUGAAACGAAUUGUCGGAUCAGUUACAUGGACGUUGAUCCUGGAGAUUACCUCCAUGUAGCUCAGCCGGCCAUUCCGGAAAUACCGCUGGUUUCGCAUCAGCCUGCCAUGCAUGUGCCGCACGCACACUCUGCCGUGUUGGAUAAUACGCCACAAUCUUACGUUCAAAGCAACGACUUUGCCGAUCCGGCCAAAACUUCGGCCAAUCCCAUUGGAUCCUUUUACCCCAGUUACUUCGACGCAGCCCCCCAGUUCGAGGACUCGCAAUACUACGAUCGUCAAGUCUUUGACCAUUGGAAACCGAUUGGGCAACUCUAG
Plenodomus lingam JN3 is the source of this 1620-nucleotide messenger RNA. NCBI's taxonomy places the organism in Eukaryota, Fungi, Ascomycota, Dothideomycetes, Pleosporales, Leptosphaeriaceae. The record is from RefSeq and is a predicted model, not a curated record.